Salvelinus fontinalis (brook trout) is the source of this 2861-nucleotide messenger RNA. It is a transcript of the gene manbal, whose product is annotated as mannosidase beta like. Gene Ontology annotation, cellular component: membrane. Bases 165 to 425 code for a protein of 86 amino acids. Lineage: Eukaryota; Metazoa; Chordata; Actinopteri; Salmoniformes; Salmonidae. The transcript is spliced from 3 exons. The record is from RefSeq and is a predicted model, not a curated record.
ACAGUGACUUCACUUCCGAUGCAAAUUUUACGACAGUAAGAUAUUUUUUGUGCUGAUACGAAUUACAUUAAACUCACGAUUUUACACUCAGGAUCGUGUUUGGUGCUAUAAAAAGAACGAAGGACGAGUUGACUUAGGGCCCUGGGACCUGAAAGUAGGCUACUAUGUCCGCGGAACUGGACCUUUCGCCCCCAGAGGUACCUGAACCCACUUUGCUUGAGAGUCUCCUGCGCUAUGGACUCUUUCUGGGAGCUAUUUUCCAACUCAUCUGCAUCUUGGCUGUCAUAAUACCGACCUCCAAGGGGCAUGAACAGGAGGAGACGGAGCCAAAUGACAUGAAAGCUGGUGACCAGAAUAAGAAGUCAAAAGGACCUGCGCCUCAGAUUCGUCAGAAACUAAAGAAAGAGAGCAAGAAGAAGCGAUAGGUGUGUUGGAUUUUGUGCUGUCCAUGCAGCGCACCCAAAAUUAUUGCUACAUUUCAAAUUAUGUAAACUGAAUCAUUUUUGUUCCAUCAAAUUCAAUGAUGUCUCAACCAUGAUUUAUGAAAGAACAGAAGUGCAUUUGAUCAACUGUUUUAUUCAAUUAGUCUGCUAUCAAAUGUAAUUUGUUAAUCUAAAACUUGUAAAGGCCUAAACACAACCAAAAACUUUGGGGACAUACUGUGCAUUCAGAAAGUAUUCACAUCCCUUGACUUUUCUCAAAACAUUGUGUUACAAAGUGUCCUUUUUCUUGUCAAUGAUCUACACACAUACUCUGUAAUGUCAAACUCGAUGUAUGAUUUGUUUAAUUAAUAAAAAAUAAAUGCUAGUAUAUCUUGAUUAGGUAAGUAUUCAACCCCCUGAGUCAAUACAUGUUACUCAACUUUGGCAGCUAUUAUAGAUGUGAGUCUUUCUAGGUAUGUCUCAAAGCUUUGCUCACCUGGAUUGUACAAUAUUCAAACAUUAUUCUUUUUAAAAUUCUUCAAACUCUGUCAAGUUGGUUGUUUGAUCAUUGCUAGAUGGCAAUUUUCAAGUUUUGCCAUAGAUUUUCAAGACAAUUUAAGUCAACUGUAACUGGGCCAUUCAGGAACAUUCAAUGUCAUCUUGGUAAGCAAAUCCAGUGUAUAUUUGGCCUCGUGUUUUAGGUUAUAGUCUUGUUGAAAGGUGAAUUUAUCUCACAAUUUCUGUUGGAAAGCUGACUGAACCAGGUUUUCCUCUAGGAUUUUGCCUGUGCUUAGCUCUUCAGUUUAUUUGUAUCCCUAGACAAGCAUACCCAUAACAUGACGCAGUCAACACCAUGCUUGAAAAUCAGCUGAGUUAGGAAGUAUUCCUGUAUCCUUGUAGUGACUGGUUUUGUUGAUACACCAUCCAAAGCAUAAUUGCUAACUUCAGUGUGCUUUUCUAUGUCCCGAUAGGUGCCUUUAUGAGGCAUUAAAAAACGUCCCUGGUCUUUGUGGUUGAAUCAGUGCUUGACCGAGGGACCUUACAGAUAAUUGUAUGUGUGGGGUACAGAAAUUGGGUGUAGUCAAUUUAAAAAUCAUGUUAGCAACUAUUAUUGAGCACAGAGUGAGUCCAUGCAACUUAUUAUUUAACUUUAACUCCUGAACUUAUUUAGGUUUGCCAUAACAAAAAGGUUGAAUACUUAAUGACAUUUCAGCUUUUCAUUUGUAAUUAAUUUGUAAAAAAAUGUCUGACAUUAUGGGGUAUUGUGUGUGAUUAGGGACACAAUCUCAACUUAAUAAAUGUUUAAGGCUGGAAAAAUACAAGGGGUGUGAAUACUUUUAGAAGGUACUACUUCUACAUAUUACUAACAUUUCUGUGAAAACCCAGAAUAAGUACCCUCUUUCUCUGUUAUAUCAAUAAGAGGUUGAAAAAAAUUCAUACAACUACCUUUUUAAUCUUAAAAUGUCUCAUUCAACCUUAUAACCCGUACACUGUGCAUAUAUUCUCAAUGUUGUAACAAAACAUUUUAUGGGAAAUACUUUAUUUGAAAUAUUUCUCAGAUAAGAUUAAAAACACUUAUUUUUUUACGAAAUCGACCUUGCUAAUAAGGAUGAAUAGCAUUUUCUGAGAAUGAAAAUGUAAGGACUUCUGUGAAUCCGGAUGGUAGCCUGCCUGGAUCCUAACCCACAACCUUGUGUCAGUCCAACACUUUCGCUUUUACAACAAGAAGAGGUCCAUUGAUGAGAGAGUUGGUGUUGUACUAAGGACUUACCUCCUGUGCACUAACCCAUUCCUUCCCUCUGCACCUUACCUUCUGUGCACUAACCCAGUCCUUCCCUCUGUACCUCAAGUCCCUCGUGCUCUGGCAUAUCUCAUGGUAGCGCUAUCCCACUUUUACCACCAUUGUAGCGCGAAAUUUGGGGGUAGCCCAACUAGGACUUGAACGUGUGAUCCCAGGUCUGUCAGUUCCACUCCUCACCAAUAGAUUGCUGGUGUUGUGCUUGUGCAAAUUAUGUACUGGUAAACUAUUCAGAUUCCUGUUCAAAUGACUGUGACUCACUUUUCAUGAUAUAGGUUAUGCGAUCUCUGUUCUAUGGUGAUAGUUACUAAAUUCAAUUUCACAAAUACAGUACAGUUAUAUCAGAUGGUUGAUGGAAAGUAGGAUGCAUUGUGUUCCAAGGCCCUUUUCUUUCACAGUCCUAACCUAAUAUCUAUUCCGAAGUGUAAGGGCAGGUUUCCCAGACACAGAUUAAGCAUCCUAGACUAAGAAGUAUGCUCAAUUAGAAUCUCUAUAAAAGAGCUGUUCAGGACUAGGCUUAAUCUGUGUCAGGGAAACUGUCCUUAAUGGGUUUUGCAUAAAUGGUUGUUAAUUUAUUGGAAUUGUCUAUGUGAAAUACAUUGGCUACGGUUCAAACUCAUUAAAGACACACCCUCGUCGAA